This is a messenger RNA of Metarhizium album ARSEF 1941, 1692 nucleotides long. Its product is annotated as clock controlled protein. Bases 1 to 1692 code for a protein of 563 amino acids. The record is from RefSeq and is a predicted model, not a curated record. Lineage: Eukaryota; Fungi; Ascomycota; Sordariomycetes; Hypocreales; Clavicipitaceae. The transcript is spliced from 2 exons. Gene Ontology annotation, molecular function: transcription corepressor activity. Gene Ontology annotation, cellular component: endoplasmic reticulum; nucleus. Gene Ontology annotation, biological process: endoplasmic reticulum unfolded protein response; regulation of transcription by RNA polymerase II; phospholipid biosynthetic process.
AUGCAGUUCUCACCCCCUCCCGAUGUCGAUGCUCUGUCUAUAAAGCUUCCUCCGUUAAAUCAUCACGACAACGACAAGAUUCUCCCGUCGCUAAGCAGCGUGACUGGUGUCUAUGGUUUCAGGGGCGAUCCUUUGCUCGACCACCAAAACUUGCCUCCGCAACCACCACACUGGCCUCCUCUGAAUGGCCCUCUGGCCUUUCGCCAAUCGCCCAGCGCUUCCGCCCACAGGGCCGACAGCCCAGCUACCAUGGACCUCGAUGGCAGCAACAGCGUAGCCAGCGCGCCGUCACCAGAUCGCCAUAGCUCCAGUAAUAGCUUGAAUCUGGACGAUCCAGAUGUUCGGAUAGCGGCAGAAGCGCUUGGCGAUCUCCGAGCAGACUUCGUCUCGUCGCCGCCAGAUACGGCUAGCCUGGCCCCGAUGAGCCCAACGAUGAAUAGCCACCAUCAAACGCCGUCCCUCCAAUCCAAAUCACCUCAGCCCGAGCCAUUGUUGUCCCUGCUUACCACUGCCCAUCCUCUGGUGGCAAGCACGAUUGGGGGAGCCAGUUCUGCGUACGGGGGGGCCAAGAAUUUCUCUCCAUGCUUCAAGUCCAGUGCCGAAUACGUUGAAGGCUACCUGACGCCGCUUGCCAAAACGGUAAACUCGGUUGGCCGAGCCACGGGCGUUGAAGGCGGUGUACGUUGGUUUCUUGGCAACAGACGUCAGCAUAACUCUGCCGAUUCCGACACCAAUGGCAACUCCAAGAAGCGACGAAAGGUUACUGAUGGAGGUCAUGGGGCCAACAAAAAGAGCAGAGAUGUGUUGAAUGGUGAUGCUGAAACGUCCCCGCCUACACCGAAAAGCGAAAGGAGACUGUCGUCGGCCAGCACCGUGGAUACUCUGCCAGCCUACGACGAAAUGAGGUCGCCCGCCUACACCGAGACCGAGGCUGGGCCACAACAACCGCCGCGGUCCACCCCCUCCAAUACGUCCUGGCAAUCUCGCCUCAUCAUGUCGACUUCGGGAUUGAGCGUUGCGAUGAGUGCCGAGAGUCUGAGAAGCUUGAAGUAUUGUCUCAAGUGGCUUCGCUGGACAAAUGAUCACAUGAGCCAGGUAAUUGGCAACUUGAAGACUACGUUGGAGGAAUACGAGAAGAUUGUCCAACCGCAACACGAAGACUCGGAAGCUAGCAAAUCACAAAAGUCCGCCGACAGGCAGGACAACGCUGACGGUCAAACCACUGGUCAAACGCCAGAGCAAGCCCGCACCGAACUGACCAACAAGAUCAAUACGCUCAAGGUUGAUGUUCUGAAAACCCUCCAGGAAACUAUCAAUACUGUAUCCAAGUAUGCUGGUGGCGCCUUACCCGAGAACGCCCGCAUUCUUGUUCGCCGCCAUCUCACGAGUCUACCUCAACGCUUUCGAUUAGCCAGCAUGUCAGACACAUCAUCCGAUGCCGGUGACAAGGACAGCGACUCGGCGGUGCGCGAAGGUGCUCAAAAGGUUUUGGUCUUGGCCAAGGAAGGCCUUGAUAUGGUGACGCAGAUCACCGGUGUCUUGGAUGGCACCAUUGUCAGUGCUGAGCAAUGGUGUGAACGAAUGGGGAAGCGACGACGACCUACGAAUGACAGCGAUCAGCUCGAAUUGCCUCGAUUCGAGUCGCCAGCCAGCAUUGUUGAGACUCAUGAUGAUGUGAAAAUGGCUCGUUAA